AUAUGCGCAACUUUUUGAGCGAAUCUAAUAAGUUACAUAUAUUUUCCCCCCGAACACCUGACUUUUUUUCCCGAAGUGCAUCGCGUUUACUGAAUCCUUAAAUAGUAAUGUUUAAAAUACGUAGAGUACGCAUUUAGCUGCUGAACCAGUUCUGGAUGCGUUUACCGAAGAAGUAUGCGCGAUCGCUAACUGGAUGUAGUUAUCUUUCUAUGUGAAGCGAUGAAUGUGUGAACUGGGGUGGCGGUGCACCGAAAGAGGACAUCUUAAGCGUGUGUCAAGUCCAGCAUGAAAGUAACUUAUCCCUCAAAUGAGGCUGAGGGUGGCGACUGAGUGAGGGGGACCGACCCUCCGCUCUCAUGUACAGAAAAGACUGAGCAUUAUCUCCUCUCCAUCAUGGCAAGUGCGCUAGCAUCAAGGAUGGGCCUAAACACCUUAUGGAAAAAAACGGCAAAGACCUUUAAUGUCACAAUAGCAACAAUGGAUGCCGAGUUGAAAUUUAGUUGUGAGGCUAAGUGGAAGGGCCGGGACCUCUUCGACUUGGUGUGCCGGACGCUGGGCCUACGAGAGACUUGGUUUUUUGGGCUUCAGUACAACAUGAAGGACACUGUAGCCUGGCUUAAGAUGGAUAAGAGGGUCCUGGACCAUGACAUUCCCCAGGAGGAGGGAGUCACCCUGAACUUCCUGGCCAAGUUCUUCCCAGAGAAUGCGGAGGAGGAGCUGGUCCAGGACAUCACCCAGCACCUCUUCUUCCUACAGGUGAUGAAGAUGAUCUUGGAUGAAGACAUCUACUGCCCCCCUGAAGCAUCUGUCCUGCUGGCUUCCUAUGCUGUUCAAGCAAAGUACGGUGACUAUGACCCCGGCCUUCACAAGCCAGGCUUUCUCGCUCAGGAGCAACUUCUGCCGAAAAGGGUAUUAAAUCUGUACCAGAUGACUCCAGAGAUGUGGGAAGAAAGAAUAACUGCUUGUUACGCUGAACACAGAGGGAAGACCAGGGAUGAGGCGGGGGUGGAGUACCUGAAGAUAGCUCAGGACCUGGAUAUGUAUGGAAUCAGCUAUUUUUUCAUAAAGAACAAAAAGGGAACUGACCUGCUGCUUGGGGUCGAUGCCCUGGGGCUGCACAUAUUUGACCUGGAGAACAAGCUGACGCCCAAGAUCUCUUUUCCCUGGAACGAAAUUCGCAAUAUUUCCUACUGUGAUAAAGAGUUCACCAUCAAGCCCCUGGACAAGAAGACGGACGUUUUCAAGUUCAACUCGUCAAAGCUGAGGGUAAACAAGCUGAUCCUCCAGCUGUGCAUCGGGAACCACGACCUGUUUAUGAGGCGUCGCCGUGUGGACUCCCUGGAAGUACAGCAGAUGAAGACUCAGGCCCGUGAGGAGAAAGCCCGGAAGAGGAUGGAGCGCCAGCGGCUGGCUAGGGAGAAGCACCUCCGCAAGGAGGCCGAGCGAGAGCGGGACGAGCUGGAGAGGAGGCUGCUGCAGAUGCAGAGCGAGGCCCAGAUGGCCAACGAAGCCCUGCUGCGCUCCGAGGAGACGGCCGACCUGCUGGCAGAGAAAGCCCAGAUAGCCGAGGAGGAGGCCAAGCUGCUGGCCCAGAAGGCCGCCGAGGCCGAGCAGGAGAUGCAGCGCAUCAAGGUAACAGCCAUCCGCAGCGAGGAGGAGAAGAGGCUCCUGGAGCAGAAGAUGCUAGAGGCCGAGAUGCUGGCGCUGAAGAUGGCCGAGGAGUCGGAAAGGAGGGCCAAGGAGGCCGACCAACUGAAGCAGGACCUGCAGGAGGCAAGAGAGUCUGAGCAGAGGGCCAAGAAGAAGCUUCUGGAGAUCACCAGCCGGUCGGCCUACACGCCGGCCCACCCGCCUUCCGGCUCCCUGCCACCAGACAUCCCAGGGGUGGGCAUGAGCUCCGAGAACCUCUCCUUUGAUUUCAAGGACACUGACAUGAAGCGGCUGUCCAUGGAGAUCGAGAAGGAGAAGUGGGUGUCUGGGCAGCCGGGGGUCAUCAGGGUGGAGUACAUGGAGAAGAGCCGGCACCUCCAGGAGCAGCUCAACGAGCUCAAGACGGAAAUAGAGUCACUGAAGCUAAAGGAGCGAGAGACGCCGCUGGACAUCCUCCACAACGAGAACACGGAGCGGGGCAACAGCAAGCAGAGCAGCUUCAAGAAGGUGCCUUAAGGUGUAAUCAUGCUAGACCAUCCCUACCGUACCGGGGCACGUCUGACCCCGAAAGCCCAGGUCGUCUGACUAGUGAGAUCCCUCUGUACCGUACCGGGGCACAUCUGACCCCGAAAGCCCAGGUCGUCUGACUAGUGAGAUCCCUCUGUACCGUACCGGGGCACGUCUGACCCCGAAAGCCCAGGUCGUCUGACUAGUGAGAUCGCUCUGUACCGUACCUGGGCACGUCUGACCCCGAAAGCCCAGGUCGUCUGACUGGUGAGAUCCCUCUGUACCGUACCGGGGCACGUCUGACCCCGAAAGCCCAGGUCGUCUGACUGGUGAGAUCGAUCUGUACCGUACCGGGGCACGUCUGACCCCGAAAGCCCAGGUCGUCUGACUGGUGAGAUCGAUCUGUACCGUACCUGGGCACGUCUGACCCCGAAAGCCCAGGUCGUCUGACUAGUGAGAUCGCUCUGUACCGUACCGGGGCACGUCUGACCCCGAAAGCCCAGGUCGUCUGACUAGUGAGAUCCCUCUGUACCGUACCGGGGCACGUCUGACCCCGAAAGCCCAGGUCGUCUGACUAGUGAGAUCGAUCUGUACCGUACCUGGGCACGUCUGACCCCGAAAGCCCAGGUCGUCUGACUAGUGAGAUCGAUCUGUACCGUACCUGGGCACGUCUGACCCCGAAAGCCCAGGUCGUCUGACUAGUGAGAUCCCUCUGUACCGUACCUGGGCACAGUCCGUUUAAAGAGACAGGCCUGGGCACAGUUAGUCAGACUUAGGCAUGGCGUCUAGAUAGAUAGAUAGAUAGAUAGAUAGAUAGAUAGAUAGAUAGAUAGAUAGAUAGAUAGAUAGAUAGAUAGAUAGAUAGAUAGAUAGAUAGAUAGAUAGAUAGAUAGAUAGAUAGAUAGAUAGAUAGAUAGAUAGAUAGAUAGAUAGAUAGAAACUUUAUUAAUCCCUCGGGUAGAUUCCUCUGGGAAAUUCGGAUUCCAAGAGCACAGCACCGACAGAAGUUACAAAAAAAAUAACAACGUGAGCAAAUGUUAUAUAUAUAUACAUAUAUAGAUGCAAAGAAAAAUAAAAUACAAAAGGGAUAAAUAGAAUAAAUAGGAAUAAGAGAAUACAAGGGAAUUGCACAUUCCCAGUAUUGAACCAAAAAACCAAAAGUAUUGCACAUUUCCAGUAUUGAACCAAGUCUAGUCUAGUCAAGUCUAGUGUGAUUGCUAACUGUACCAGAGUACGGAACACAGACAUGACGUCAGUGGUGCGACUGACACACACACGCACACAUAUACACCGUACAUGAACUGAACCCGGAAGGAAUGGAUCGGGUAGGCUGUACAAAACGCAUAAUUUUUUUCUGGGAGCUUUGACAAUAUCACCGCGGAAACUAGUCAUGCUCCUGAAAUGAGACGAAGGUGUUUCCAUGUCUCCCAUGAAUGGUUUCCCGUUGCCUGUGGAUCCUUUUGUGUCCCGUAAAACUAAACCGACUUCCACUUUCAUGGAGUGUGAAGGAUUCCUCAGUCACCUGGUUUUAUAAUAGUUUCUCUGCUGGUUUGUGGGGGUCCCCAUGUGGGGGUGUGAUUGUAUGCUCACAAACCAUCCUGCUGAGUAUGCAGCCUGCAUGGCUUAAGGCUCAGGGCCAGAUAAAACAAAACGGACUUUAUGACUUGUAAUGAACUUUGGUGGAAAAUAAUUCUGGUAGCCAUAUUUUUUUGGUUUAUUGAUAAAAUUUGAUAAUCUGUCAUAUGAUCAAUAUAUAAUACCAACUUUGGCCAUUCCGCAUACUUGCUAUGAUGUAUUUUAAUUCAGCUGGUCGAUUAAUCUGUGAACCUGCAUGUUCCUGAGUCUCUGCUCAAAUCCUUCGAGUUUUUUCGGGUUGCUGGUCCCUGGUCUUGGGAGUAGGAGGCAUGUCAUCAGUGCUUAGUGUUCCCACUGUUCACGGACCAUGGUUCAUUCCUUGGAGGGUCUUUCCGUAGGGAUACAUCCGGGUUAAAUUGGAUCUUCAAAGCAGCUCAGGGAGCCGAUGGUAAUUCUGGUCUGAAAGCUGGACCCCCCCCCCCCCCCGGAGACACACUCUCCUGAUGCAUGGGCUUUAACGUCACGAGAACCUCUGUCCAGGGCUACAUCCUCUGUGCUCUUUCCUUUUUUUAAUGACUGUUGUUAACAAGCAUUUUGUGGCUGGGAAGCUGCAACUGUGACCAUAAACACUGUGCCGACCCAGAAGGUGUCAUGGUUCUGAAGCCGAGGUCAGAAACCGGUCGGCUCGGUGAUGAGUGACACGGCACCUUUGACUGCUAUCACAGUGCCUAAAGCACACUCAGCUCACUAAUGUUGCUGGGGAAAGGAGGGAAAUUGACAGAAAAGGAUGACGGCAUUGAUUUGCUGGCAACAGAUUUAAUAUAGUACUCUUAUCUUUGCUGAUAUAAUGCUAAUAUCCUAAAUAAUAGCUGAAAACCCAAUGUUGGCUUUAUAAUUAAACCGACACACAUUAAAACACAUUAAACGCACAUUAAACACACAUUUGUGGAAAGUUCCCACUGAUAUUCACUUUAAUGAUGGAGACAGAAAUUGCAUUAAUGGCCAGAAAUAGUUUUUUUUAAUAAGUGAAAGUGUCAUCUUCAGGGGAGACGAGCGCGUAGGGGAGAUGUUCAUUAUUUUUCUCAGAUUUGUCACCAGAGAUUCAGGAUCCAUGGCGCAAGCAGAUGAAUAUUUCCAUACUUUCUGACUUAAAAUAUUUUAAGUUGAGAUAAGCGUGACUUGAUUUAUUCAGACCAAACAGAAAUGAAAGCUGGGUGACUAUCACACAAGGAACCAUCCCGCAUCAUCACCGGCUUGUUUUUAUGUAAUGCUGACGAUCGCAGAGAUUCCAUCAUAAACUUAGGUAAUAGUCACAUUGAUGUGAAAUGUGCCUCUUGGCAUCACGCUAAUGAAUCUAACUAGUGUAGUUAACUAACGAGCUGAAUGGGUCGAUUCGGAUCGAGCUCAUGCUUCUGGAGUAAAUACGUCUCACUUCAUGCUGGAGUGGAGAAUGAUGGACAGGGCCAUUGCUCUCUCCUACCACCCCCCACCCCCCCCCCCCCCCCUAGUGAGCAAAGCUACCUGGAUUGUCGGUUUGUCCACUUGGCCCUCGGGAAGAUUAAUGGCCUGAGCGGGAAUUCCCUGGUGCUUGAGCAGCCCGGCCCACUCCCGGCCACUGUUUCCCCAAGAUAAAUGACCCCCCCCUCCCAGCCACACCGCCGCCCCCAUCCCCUCAAGUGCUUAGCAGCAGAUGGCUCUUUCGUCCCCGUUACCCAGAUGGCAAAUAACCCUCUAAAGAUCUUUAAGAAGGCCCACGGAUUGCGUGUACCUGCACAAAAAUGUAAAAUAAGAGCAUGUCCUGACUCCACAACGAUGGUCAGGCACUCGCACGGAGAGCCUCUGAUUGGCUGUGCUCUGCCACACUACCGCUGCCGGCACGGAGACGGCGGGAAGACGUUACUUACGGGAGGGAAACGUGUGUGACCGCUCACAGUUAUCAGAAAAUUACAUUCUUACCAGAGGGGGGUCUUUAUGAAGAAGGUUAUGGUGUUUUUGCCCUUAAAGCUGAAUUUCCUUAAAACCACUGCUUCAGCCUCAGUUCUGCAGUAGGCUUCCCUGUGCCCUGCCUGCAUUGCUGUCGAGUCUUAAACGAUCGCUUGGUAAUUUGCAUGUGGCAGUGGGAAAAGCUCUCUUUUUGCUCCGGCUGGCUGGCUCCGCGGUUUCAUGCAGACACUGAAUCGAUAUCUCAGCUACUGGGGAACUUUCACUCUGGGUAGAUCCUGCUGCAGUAACCUGGGCUAAAGAACCUGGUUUUAGCACCGUUCCCGCCGGGCCACUGUUCAAGGCUCGAUUUGACGUUGCUCUGUCUCCUGACCUUUUUUCGCAGCUGACCCUUCAGAGCACCAAAUCCAGGGUGGCUUUCUUCGAGGAGCUCUAGACCUUAUAGAAGGUGGAAGGAGGAGGAGGCCGACCCAUAAAUGGCCGGCCCGGGUCUUCCGGAACUCCAGCCCAGAUGAGCCCAGAUGUGAAGCUUUAGAGAGAAGUCCGCCAACACACUUGACUGGAGUUCGCAGGACGCAGAUGAAUUAACCUGGACUGGUGAAACCAACACUUGUAUGCUCUGAUCUGCGUUGGGAGAACAUGUGAUUGGUGUUUUUUAAUAUUAGUCUUAUAAAUUUGUUUCAUUUUUAUCUCUGUCCGUGUGAAGGUUUACACACUUUUUUAAUGAUUUCAUAAAAUGGGUGAUUGAAGUGAUCAUUGUCAAAAAUGUUGUGGAGAAAAGAAUCACAUUAAACUUUGAAGGUUUCUUUA
This is a messenger RNA of Brienomyrus brachyistius, 6483 nucleotides long. RefSeq names its product NF2, moesin-ezrin-radixin like (MERLIN) tumor suppressor a (gene nf2a). The record is from RefSeq and is a predicted model, not a curated record. Gene Ontology annotation, biological process: regulation of gliogenesis; regulation of organelle assembly; regulation of cell shape. Lineage: Eukaryota; Metazoa; Chordata; Actinopteri; Osteoglossiformes; Mormyridae. Gene Ontology annotation, molecular function: actin binding; cell adhesion molecule binding. The transcript has 23 exons. Bases 394 to 2166 code for a protein of 590 amino acids. Gene Ontology annotation, cellular component: apical part of cell; cytoskeleton; adherens junction.